Messenger RNA from Lucilia cuprina (Australian sheep blowfly), 2436 nucleotides. RefSeq lists its product as uncharacterized. The record is from RefSeq and is a predicted model, not a curated record. Lineage: Eukaryota; Metazoa; Arthropoda; Insecta; Diptera; Calliphoridae. Bases 155 to 2341 code for a protein of 728 amino acids. Gene Ontology annotation, molecular function: RNA uridylyltransferase activity. The transcript has 3 exons.
AAACAUCUCAUAGUGAGUGUGCUUUGCAGCAAGAAGCAGCUAAAGUUUAUGUUUGUAAAAUUUGUUGUGAUUUUUCUAUAGGCAUAUGUUAUUUUCACAAUAAAAUCAAAUUUCAUAACAAAUAAACGGUUUAAUAACAAUAAAAUUCGCGCCGAUGGCCAAUGAUAAAGAAGCUAAUGCCAUCAAUUCGAAAUGUAGCGUUUGUGGUGUAACAUUUAACAAUAUACAAGAAUGUCUGAAACAUGAACUAAUCAAACAUAGUUUACACAAGAAAAACCAUCCACAAAAUCGUAUACAAAAAAGACUUAAUGCUACUGCUAAAUGUUUAAAUGCUGAGGAGAAACUUUCGCAACGUGUUCAGUUAAGGAAUGAAUUAAAAAAGUGCAAAAAUGGUGAAGAAUUGCAUGCGAUUUUUGAAUUGUUUUGCAUGAAAACCGAUAGUUUGGGUUUAAUAUUUACCCGCAUACAGACCUGUUUGGAAAAGGAGUUGAGGUCGGCUGGUAUUGUAAGGAUUUAUCCAUUCGGUUCGAUAGCAAGUGGUUUGGCAUUGAGAGACUGCGAUAUUGAUAUAUACUUGGAUGCCUCGCAAAUGCAUGUUUCGCCCAGACACAAAUAUUAUAAAGAAAAAGAAGAUCACGAUUAUCAACAGCGUUUAGCCUUCAAUCGCAUUAAUAAUCUUCUCCAUCGUAGUCCACAUUUUACCGAUGUAUUUGCCAUACGUAGAGCCCGGGUACCCAUUAUAAAGUGUAAACAUAAAGAUACUGGCUUUAGUAUAGAUAUAAAUGUUUCAUGUCCCAGUAGUCGAGAAAAUACACAAUUCAUUUAUGAAUUAGUUAAAAGCGAUGAUAGAAUACACGAGCUAAUGUUGUUUCUUAAAUUAUGGGCGAAAAAUGCACAAAUCGUGGGAAGAGACACAAUGACCAGUUAUUGUUUAAUAACAUUGGUAAUAUUCUUUUUACAACAACCUUGGUUAAAGGAGAAUCAAGCAAUCAAUCAGAAUAAAGAAAAACGUAUUUUGAAAUCUAUUAAAGAAUUACAAAAGAAUUGUCCAUUUAAUAUGGUGCAGGGCAUUAAUUAUGCCUAUAAUUUAAGAGACAAAGAAAAUAAACCCACAAUACCCACCGCUGUUACCACUUGGGAACUAAUAAAAGAAUUUUUUAACUUUUAUAAAGAUUUUAAUUUCGAAGAUCACGUAAUUUCACCCUUUUACGGAAAAUCUAUAGAAAAAACCAAUUUAACACCAGAUAUAUGUGAAGAAUAUUACAAACAAUUGAGAACCAUAAGCCAGUAUUUGCGGGGCGAACAGGCCAAUGAUUUGCAAAUUGAUCGUUGUAUGUGUGUACAGGAUGCGUUUUGUCUUAAUCAAAAUACCGCCAAAAAUAUACUACCUCAUAGUAAGCAAUAUAUACAAUUGUGCCUAAACAAUGCCCACAAAAUAUGUGAAAAUCCCAAUAAUCUUAAAUUGGAUGAACUGUAUGAACAGCUUUUAUUUGAGACCAUCAAAAUUAAUCAAGACAAUCAAGUUAAAGUAACUAAUGAAAACUCCAAAUCGGAAUUAAUGAAAGAUUUAAAAAACUUAACAUUACCCAUAACGGAAACAAAGACAGCAGAAACGAAUAAAAGUGAAGGUAAAUUAAUACAUAGCAUUAUACCCUCUAAAGCCGAUAUACGUACUUUAGCUGCCCAUUAUCCAGACCAACCGGCCGGAGAGUCACUUUUGCGUUGUUGGUGUCAACAUUAUAUAGAGGCUAUAGAAAUUAUACUGACUAAAAUAUAUCGCAUGGACAUUUCCCAGAAAGAACUGUCCUCCCAACAAAAACAACAAAAACUCGAUCAAGAAGUUAAAGACAAAGAACUUAAUCAAGCUUGGCUUAUAUCCUGUUCCAUUGAUUUAUGGAGUAAUCGUUGUUUUCAAAAAGUCGGACAAACUUCAUUUAUGAACUAUCACUUGGAGCAAACUGAACGUUUACAUAAUAUCCGAAGACAAGAUCCUAAAUUUUCCGUUAGCUUUAAUGGUAUUUUAAAACUGAAUACUUUAGCAAAUUAUAUGGGCAUGGAUAUAGAACUACAUUUAACCGAUGGUACACCCAUAGCAAGUCUUAAUAAGAAAAGUCCUUUGCGUAAAUUUUUCAAUGUUUUCAAAAAUACUUUACAAAGUUGCAAUUUUAAAGAGACUUUAAAUAUCAGUGGUGUUGAAAGUACUAAAAAUUUUAAUGAAAAUAAAACACAAACAAUACAAAAUAAUGAUGAUGAUGAUGAUGACACUGCAACUGCUACAAAUGUAGAAGAAUCUCUUCAGACUACACCAUCUAUAGAAAAAGCUAUUGCUGAUAAUUUAUAAAAAGGUAAAGAAAAUUUUUCAUUUAUUUUAAAUUAUAAUUUUAUAGAGUUUUAUGGUUUUGAAGUUAUUAAAUUUACCUUAUACUUAAAUGUAAA